Messenger RNA from Melampsora larici-populina 98AG31, 673 nucleotides. RefSeq lists its product as uncharacterized. The record is from RefSeq and is a predicted model, not a curated record. NCBI's taxonomy places the organism in Eukaryota, Fungi, Basidiomycota, Pucciniomycetes, Pucciniales, Melampsoraceae. The coding region runs from base 29 to 283 and encodes 84 amino acids. The transcript has a single exon.
CGCAAAAAUUCGUCCGAAUGACUUGUACAUGCCAUCACGCCCAGUGCCUCCAACCAUGCCAGAAGAGGAAGAAUUGGCAAGUAAAACCAAUCGCCGCUUAACACAAAAAGAUCCAAAGUCGCUUUGGAAAGCGUUGAAGAAGUCUACCAUCGGAAGUGGAAGCUCGAAGCCGAACUCGGUCGAUUUAAUGGGACCUCCGACUGAAUCCUUGGACAAAUCCUUGGGCAGGGCAACUGCCGGUGGUGGUAUGCGAUAUCCUACCGCUAAUCGUCCCGCCAUGUAACUAGAUUCAAGACUCAUCUCGCCUAGCUUACACAACAUACAAUCCACGAUGAAAAAAUAUCAGUCCCCGUGCACAACUUUCCAUUACAUAUCUGCAAUGACCUAUACGAAGGUUUUGAAAACUCCUUCUAUAAUCCUACUGAUAGAGCUUUUUCAGUCUCAUCUCUAUUUCUUGAAGGCAGCUUACUUCUUUCAACAUGUAUAGCGCAAGGCGCUUUUCAUGGCCUUGAGCCACCGCAUUCUUCUUUCUUGCACUCAUUGCUUCACGCUCUCUUUAUUCAAAAUUGUUUCAUUUACUGUUUACUUGAUUAAAUAAUUUUCUUCCUUUGAUUGUUAUCUGCAUCAACAUCCACUAUCCUUGUAACGAUUGUAAUCAAUACUGACAUCGCGG